GUGUUCCAGUAUGUGCCAGUGAAUGUGACGCUUGGUAUGAAGCAUGCAAAAGUGACCGGAUUUGUGUGGAAAACGUCCUCGAAGAUUACAACCAGACUGAAAAUUAUGUAAAGAAAUGCCCUGGUGGCAUUCACAAGUGUGUGAACUAUACCACAAUGUAUGGAAGUGGCGAAAAUCUUUGUAAUAAGAUGUGGGGGAGCUCGUAUAAGUAUGUUAAAAAGAAUGGAAAUAAUUGUAUGAAGUUCUGGUUUACUCCUGGUUCAGAAAAUCCCAAUGCUGACGUUUUGAAAGAAGUCGUUGGUAGCGCGCCUGUCAGUGUCCUUUCUAGCCAGCUUCUUCUGGCUGUGGUUUACGCUGUGAUGGUG
This is a messenger RNA of Paramuricea clavata, 365 nucleotides long. Lineage: Eukaryota; Metazoa; Cnidaria; Anthozoa; Malacalcyonacea; Plexauridae. The record is from the annotation of a GenBank genome assembly.